ACUAAAAGUUCUGCGCAUCUAGGAAGCUGAUGUGUCGCUCAUCUCGUAACUGUAAACACAACGAUUUGACAUAUAAGCUUACAUUUUAAAAUUGGGUUGAACUGUUCAUGUUAACUGCUCAUGGCAGAUUUCAACAUUGUAAAAGCAGGAUGGCUUCAAAGACAGAGUUCAAUUCUGCGAAGGUGGAAACGUAACUGGUUUGUCCUCUAUCAAAAUGGUGACUUGAAAAUGUUUGAGAGUGCCGACAGCCAUUACUCGGAGUGGACUCUGGUGAUGAAGAUAGAAUGUCUGGCUAUUCUGUCUGGAGAACAGUGUGGUGUCACUCCCCCAGAGGGCACUGGUAAAGAGUGUCUGCUGAAGAUUGUCGGAAGAGGCAAUAACACUUACCAACUGUGUGCUGAUACGUUAGAUGAUAUGACUGCCUGGAAGAUAGCCUUAGAACAGGCCAGAGUCCUGACUACAAGGAGCGCCAAGGAUGCCCCACCCACAUAUUCUGAAGCAGUUGGUACUACAGGAACAAAUGGGGGACAGUUCCCUUACUCCCAACCCCAAACCUUGGCUUCAGCGCCUCCAUAUGUACAUGUGUAUCAAGAGAACAUGUCCAGUGGUGCUGGGUAUUCACAACAGCAAAUGGCAGCGGCUUCUACUCCAUAUCCCCAACAGCAAAUGGCGGCGGCUUCUACUACAUAUCCCCAACAGCAAAUGACGGCGGGUUCCACUCCAUAUCCACGCCAGCAAGUAGCAUAUAGUUAUCCUGGCCAAGUUUACUAUGGGUCAAACCCACCUCCCAUAGUUCAACACUCUGGACAGCAGCAAGUAGUGUACGUAGACGGAAAUUAUUAUCCUGUAGAUGGAUGCAGACGCAGAAGAAGAAACAGCAUAGACGGCAGUGACGUGGCCCUGGGGAUGGUUGCUGGAGCUGCACUGGGCUCGAUGAUGUUCAUGCCGCUGUAUUGGUAGCUGCUGUGACCUUGACAUUAUCAGACUAAAAUAGAGGAGGUUCACCGACUUGGUUUGUGAAGAGUAGAGAAGUCUGUUGAAUGCAAAGGCAGUGGAGAUUCCAUUUGUAGAGAAAAUGACAUACUUUACAUUUUACUUCAAUUAUUUUUGAAUAUAUGAUAUCAUUUUUUUGUCCAUUUAUUUUAUUUUAUAAUUUUAUUUCUCAGUUAUUUUUGUCUUGGUAUCUUUGAGCACACUUGUUGGCUCAAUCUAGUGGUAUAUAUGAUGGUACAUUUGUAUGUUAUUUCUAAUAUGUACAUAAUAUGUUUACCUUUGGAAAAAAAUGUGAUUUUUCAUUGUAUUUCUCUGCGGUAAAAAAGCGAUUUUAAGAUAGUGAAGAAUUUGAUAAGGAAAAAGUCUGUGAGUGAAGUAUUCCUUUUUUUCUUGGCAAAACAAUCUCCUGCAUUUCUUUAAUGAGACAUUCUUUCAUAUUGGGGAGGGAGGAGGAAGCCUGAUGGGUUGUAAAUAGAAACUUUGGAAAAACCAGUUGCUAUGGACAUUCCAGUAAGAUUUUAUGAGUUGUUAUUUUCAAUGAGGUGUGUGUAUUACCACCAGCAUGUGUUUGAUGUGCCCAGUCUAGUUGUUGGGACCUAGCCAGGAGGUGAUAAGUCCUCUCUGAUCCUGCAGUUGGGUUUGGCCUCCAAAUGGAGAUUUAAAAAUAUCAUGUAGUUUGACAUUUUUCUCAGACUGGACUUGAAUCAUAAUAUGUGUAGUAUGUUAUACUUAAAACAAGGACUCUACAGCUGAUGAUUGGAUCCUUUUGAUCAAACUUCUACAGCUGAUAAUAUUUCUUUAAUUCUGGGUUUACUGUCUGUCAUGACAUUUAUUUCUUUAUUUAUUUAUGGUGAAAGGGAUAAUAUACAGACACAAUCUCACACUGUUUUACUGCAGUUUUCUUCCUUUUUUAAUCAAGAGUAGAGGCUACAAUGUCAUUCUGUUUGUUUGAGUCCUUUAUCUAAAAGUCAGAUAUUUGCAUUUACCUUGAAACAUUGAAAUUUGAUUUUCUUCAGUUUGAUAUCUUUUGAAAUACACAUGUCUGUGGUACUCGUUAGCAAUUCUGUAUUUGUGGAUUACAGCGUCCUCAUUAUAAGUGAGUUACAUUAUUUUAGUUCAUAAAUUCUUAUUUUCCCUAUUUAUUCUUGUUAUAUAUUCACGAUGUCAAAUAAAGAAAGCUUUUGUCUCUGUGUAAUGGAGUAUUUUCAUUUAUUCAAUAUAUAUAUGACAAAUAUGUUGCACUUUGAAAUGUCUGAUAGCUUUUUGUAAGCAUUUUAUAUACUCUAGAUAUUGAGAAAUGUAUGUUUUUUCCAAAAUAUGUUCUUGUAUAUUUUUAUCAGCCAUCUGUCUCUCUAUGUAUAUUCUGGAUGUGAUUAUAUAUACUAGCAAUUAUAAAAUAUCCUUUUUCUCAGAUAUGUUACUUUAUCCCUUAUAUGUGAAUAAACUUUUGCAAAUAAA
Messenger RNA from Lingula anatina, 2451 nucleotides. Its product is annotated as pleckstrin homology domain-containing family B member 2-like. The record is from RefSeq and is a predicted model, not a curated record. NCBI's taxonomy places the organism in Eukaryota, Metazoa, Brachiopoda, Lingulata, Lingulida, Lingulidae. Gene Ontology annotation, biological process: regulation of cell differentiation. Gene Ontology annotation, cellular component: membrane.